AUGAAGUACAAUUCCCGAGUCACCUCUUCCCGGAGAAAGAACCGGAAGGCUCACUUCACGGCGCCUUCGAGUGUCCGCCGUGUAUUGAUGAGCGCCCCCCUCUCAUCCGACCUCCGUACCAAGUACAACGUUCGAUCCAUGCCGGUGCGCAAGGAUGACGAGGUGCAAGUCGUCAGAGGAACUUACAAGGGCCGUGAUGGUAAGGUGGUGCAAGUGUACCGUAAAAAAUGGGUCAUCCAUGUUGAGCGGAUCACCAGGGAGAAGGUUAAUGGAUCUACUGUCAAUGUCGGCAUUCAUCCUUCGAAGGUUGUUAUCACCAAGCUCCGCCUUGACAAGGACCGCAAGUCACUCCUCGACCGCAAGGCUAAGGGACGCGCCGCCGCGGAUAAGGACAAAGGCACCAAAUUCACCGCCGAGGACAUCAUGCAGACCGUGGAUUAG
Molecule: messenger RNA, 441 nt
Organism: Fraxinus pennsylvanica
Lineage: Eukaryota; Viridiplantae; Streptophyta; Magnoliopsida; Lamiales; Oleaceae
Source: the annotation of a GenBank genome assembly